Molecule: messenger RNA, 474 nt
Organism: Seminavis robusta
Lineage: Eukaryota; Bacillariophyta; Bacillariophyceae; Naviculales; Naviculaceae
Source: the annotation of a GenBank genome assembly
AUGGCAGUGGCGAAGGACAAGCUAUGGCAUUUCCUUGCGAGUCUCGGGAUGGUUUGGUUCUUCUUUGCAGGGCUCUCCCUCAUCGACCACUGUUUCUUUCCUAGGACAACCACCCAGAAUGAGCAUUCUGCAGAAAAUGCAGAACCAGAUGAAGAAAAGCAAGAGUUGGAGACACAGAGCCCUUCUAUUGCUUCGGAUCGUCAAGAGAAGCAAGAACAACCUACCACGGUUUUUCAAACAAUUUUGCAGUCCACAACACGUUGCAUUCUGUUGGCCAGUUUCCUCUCCUUCGUCGUGGGGGCAGCCAAAGAAUUUGCGGAUGUGAUCUGGAAUGGUUGGCCCUGGUGUACCAAUGGGGUUUGCCAUGGAGAUGGCUGGGACAUUCUCGCCAAUCUCGUUGGUAUCAUUGUGGGGGCUGCCAUUCUCUUUCUUGCUACCAGCAUUAGAGUCUGGAUGGUGGCAAAAAAUCAAUGA